GCAGUUGCCGACGACACGAAAACACGGAAAGGGACACAAACAAAUCUCCAGUGGGAGAGGUUACGGUGCGAGGGUGUUGUUAGUUGCAAAAAUCUGACGGGUAUAGCCACUUGAUCAGCUUUUCGUCUUAUCGUGUGUGAAGAUCGUGUCGAAGUUGUGGGUGAGACUGAAUGGUCAGGAUAAAUCUGUCUACCGUCCUCUGAAGCUACCAAGCCACAUCUGACUGCUACUGGUGACUCUCCUGUGUGAGCCUCACUAGUGGCGUGUCUCAACUCUCGCUCCCACCGCGCGACGUCUCAGUGCAGUGCAGUGCAGUGCAGUGCGGCCCGCUGUGGUCGACCGGUGUGUGCCAGUGCGAUGGUCGCGGUGACGGCACCGUGAACCGACCCGGUGCGUGCAGACACCGCUCCUAGUGCGUGUGUGAGUGAGUGAGUCCGCCGCCGGCGGUGCGCGGCGCGCGCGCGCCAUGGCGGCCGCCGGGGGCGAGCCAGAGGCCGGCGAGCAGGGCGGCAUCCGCACCUCGUCGGACAUCAUGCGCUCGACGAUGACGGACGACCUGCGGUUCGCCGUGCUGAUCGGCCUGGUCGAGGUCGGUCAGAUGGAGGACAAGGAAAUCGUCAACACCGUGCUCCACCUGCUGGUCGGUGGUGAGUUCGACAUGGAGCUCAACUUUGUGGUGCAGGACGCCAACAACAUCCUGCACAUGCUGGAGGUGAUGGACCACUGCUCAGUCAAGCUGCAGGCCGAACUCUGGAGUGUGUUCACCUGUAUCCUGCGCAAGUCGAUGCGCAACAUGCAGGCCUGCGUGGAGGUGGGCCUGAUCGAGCACGUGCUGCGCCGACUCCCCAAGGCCGACACGGUCGUGGCAGAUCUUCUGGUGGAGUUGCUGGGCACACUGGCCACCUACAACGUGACGGUCAGCCAACUGAAGCUGCUGGUGGGCAGUAUGAAGGCAGACGGAGACGGCUGGCCGCGUCACUCGAGUAAACUGCUGUCGGUGCUGCGUCAGAUGCCGCAGCGUAACUGUCCAGACACAUUCUUCAUGUUCCCCGGGAAAACCAACUCGGCGAUCGUGAUCCCUCCGCUGGCCCGCUGGCCGUACGAGAACGGCUGGACGUUCGCCACAUGGUUCCGCCUGGACCCCGUCAACUCGGUCAACAUCGAGCGGGAAAAGCCCUACUUGUACAGCUUCAAGACCAGCAAGGGCGUCGGCUACUCGGCCCACUUUGUCGGCUCCUGCUUGGUGCUCACCGCUAUGAAGAUCAAGGGCAAGGGGUUCCAGCACUGCGUCAAAUACGAGUUCCAGCCGAGACGGUGGUACAUGAUCGCGAUCGUGUACAUCUACAACCGGUGGAGCAAGAGCGAGAUCAAGGUGUUUGUCAACGGCCAGCUGGCGUCCAGCACAGAGAUGGGCUGGUUCGUGUCGCCCGGCAGCGAGACAUUCGACAAGUGCCACAUCGGAGCCACCAACGAGCCGGACGAGGAGCGUGUCUUCUGCGGCCAGAUGUCGGCCGUCUACCUCUUCUCCGAGGCGCUGAACGCACACCAAGUCUGCGGCAUGCACCGGCUCGGCCCCGGAUACAAGAGCCAGUUUCGGUUCGAGGCCGAGAGCAGUGAUCGUCUUUCGGAGAACCACAGACGGGUGCUCUAUGACGGCAAGAUGUCUGCAGCCAUCGUCUUCAUGUACAGCGCGGCCGCCACGGACGGUCAGCUCUGUCUUCAGUCCGCUCCCAAGGGCAACCAGAGCUACUUUGUCCACUCGGCCCACGGCCUGAUGCGACAGGACGUGCGCGCGGUGGUGACACACUCGAUUUACGCCACACUGAACGCCAUCGGCGGGAUCCAGGUGCUGUUUCCGCUGUUCUCUCAGCUGGACCUCCCCGUGGAGCCCGGGGCUGACGGAGCUGACGGGCGGCGAGACCCCAGCCUCUGCGCCACGCUGCUCGGCUUCAUCUGCGAGCUGGUGGAGACGUCGCCGGUGGUGCAGCAGCACAUGCUGCAGUGCCGCGGAUUCCUGGUCAUCUCACACCUCCUGCAGCGCACCGGCCGCGAGCAUAUGAACGACCAGGUGCUCAGCGUGUUCCUGCAGCUCUCCAAGUACCUGGUCACCUGUCCCGGAACCAACACGGAGCUACUGCUCAAACAGCUACUGGACCACGUGCUGUUCAACCCGGCGCUGUGGGUGUACGCUCCUGUCGGCGUCCAGACGCGGCUCUACGGCUACCUGGCCUCUGACUUUCUGUGUGACACACACAUCUACAACAGCGUGCGGCGUGUGUCGACCGUGCUCCAGACACUGCACACGCUCAAAUACUACUACUGGGUAGUCAGCCCCAAGGAGAAGAGCGGGGUCACGCCUAAAGCUGUCGACGGCGCGCGCCCUUCCAAGAAGGACGUCCUGCUCAUCCGCUCGCACAUGCUGCUCUUCCUGAGACAGCUGAUUUUGAUCGGCAACGGCGUCAAGGAAGACGAACUGCAGAGCAUCCUCAACUACCUGAGCACGAUUCACGAGGACGAGAACCUGGAGGACGUGCUGCACACGCUGAUCGGUCUGAUGGCCGAUCACCCCGCCUCCAUGGUGCCCGCCUUCGACCUCAAGCUGGGCAUCCAGUCGGUGCUGAAACUGCUCUCGGCUCAGUCGCAGACCAUCCGACUGCUGGCGCUCAAACUGAUGGGAUUCUUCCUCUGUAGAAGCACGCACAAACGCAAGUACGAUGUGAUGAACCCGCACAAUCUGUACACCCUGCUAGUGGAGAAGAUUCUUCUGAACGAGGAGUCGCUUACUCUGGCGACGUACAACGUUCUGUAUGAGAUUCUGACGGAGCAGAUGACCCAAGGGAUCCUGUACGUGCGCCACGCCGACCCGGAAGUCAGCCACCGCCUGGAGAACCCCAUGAUACUGAAGGUGGUGGCCAGUCUGAUCCGGCAGUCAAAGAACACCGACAGUCUCCGCGAGGUGAAGCGACUGUUCCUCACAGACACCACGCUGCUCUGUCAGGCCAAUAAGGAGAACCGGCGCACCGUUCUGCAGAUGAGCGUGUGGCAGGAGUGGCUGAUCGCGAUGGCCUACAUCCACCCUCGCUCGGCCGAGGAGCAGCGCGUCUCCGAGAUGGUGUUCAACCUGUUCAGGAUGCUGCUGCACCACGCCAUCAAGGCCGAGUACGGCGGAUGGCGCGUCUGGGUCGACACGCUAGCUAUCGUACACUCCAAGGUAUCCUAUGAGGACUUCAAGCUGCAGUUCGCCCAGAUGUACGAGCAGUACGAGCGGCGGCGCGCGGACAACAUCACCGACCCGGCCGUGAGGCAGCAGCGGCCGAUCAGCACCAUCAGCGGCUGGGACAAGCAGACGCCCCCGGCCGCCGGCGCAGCGGCCGGAACGGCGGAGGUGACGGCGCCAGAGGCAGAGGGGCAGAGCGGAGAGACGGCGGGAGCGGAGAAAGCAGCGAGUGGUGGGGAGACUGGUGAUGGAGUGAAGGGGGUGAAAGACAAUGUGAGUGAGGAGAGUGAGAAGGUGGCAGUGGACAGUGGAGUGGGAGAAAAGGGAAGUGUGGCGAGCGAGGAAGCGGGUGAUAAAGUGGAGGGACAGAAAACCUCAGCUGGCGAUGUGGCUGAGGAAGAGACUGCCGUCCCUGCAGCUGCCUCAGAUAGCGCGGAGGUGACUGACAAACCAAAGACUGACGGUGACGACUCAGCUGCCCACCCCUCGCCAUCGCCUGGCGAGAGCUCUCCGGAGCGGGAACUGCCGACAGAGACGAGCCGCAGCUGUCCGGACGGCGCUGAGGCUCCUGACGAGCCGGCGGUACCCGAGAACGGUGCCGCCGAUUCGCCGCUAUCGACCGCCGUGACGCCUCUGGAGGGAUCAUCGCCGGUCGAGGAAGAAAAGGAUGUUCCGGGGACAGACGCGGAGACUGAGAAGGAGACGUCCCCGAAACAUGCACCUGUCUCGCCGGACGGUGAUGCGCAAGUGACUGGUGACUCAGACGCCGCCAAUGGUGACCCAAAGACGGGGAUAUUCAUCGUGUCAAAGGAGUCGGCGCCGACGAAGGAGCCGGAGGAGAACGGUCGACAUGAUGCGGCGACGCCCGAUACGGAUACGCCUGGUGAUAAGCCCGACACUAACGGAAAAAUUGGCAGCCCAGAGAAGGCAGCUGGAGUCGCGUCACCAGCGCCGCAGAGCCCGGCGCAUGGAGACGCGGAUGGUGUCACAGAAAAUGGUGAUGUGGCAAAGGACGUGAGUGAAAAGGAUGAUAGUGGUGAUGUAGGAAAGGGCAACACAGACGGCAGCGUGAAAGAGAGUGCAGCUACUGAUGACAAGGGCGAUGUUUCAAAGAUUGAAGCCGAAAGCAAAAAGGAUGAGCCCGAUUCGAAAGAUGGCGAAGGAAAAGGUAGCGAUCAUGAAGGCGAAGCCGACACCAAUGCUGCCAAGGCGGAGGACACUAAGACCGAAAGUGCCGAGGCUGAUACCACAAAGGAUAACGACGCCCCACACACCGACUCCAAAGAUCACAAGGAUGAUCAGAAGGACGAAGAUCACAAAGACGAAGAUCACAAGGAGGAAGAUCACAAAGACGAGGACGACAAAGAGAGCGAGGGUAGGGAAGAUGCGAGCUCGAGGAAGAGUGGCGAAGGAAUGGAGGAUGUUCUGGACGAGCCGAGCGCCCCCGCGGAGGAGGAGGCUGACCCCGCCGACCCCUCCGCUGACCCCUCUGCUGACCUGGAGGCCGGUGCGGAGCCGGUGGCUGAUGUCCCUGACAGUGUGGAGGUGCCCGAACUCGGCGGGCAGGAGGAGGAGGUCCGCGUGAAAAAGUGGAACGCUCAGGCCAAGCCGGGCGUGGCGCGCAGUGUUUCUCAGGACAGCAAGAAUGAGCGACUGUCGCGACCAGGCUCGGGCGGUAAGGGUGCCUCUCGCGCCAUGUUCUCCCCGGGCCCGUCGCGGCCUCCGUUCCGUAUCCCCGAGUUUCGCUGGAGCUACAUCCACCAACGGCUGCUCUCGGACGUUCUGCUCUCACUGGAGAACGACAUCCAACAGUGGAGACAGCACUCCAACAAGAACAUUCUGGACUUUGUCAACAACAGCGACAACGCCAUCUUCGUCAUCAACACGGUGCACCUGAUCUCCCAGCUGGCUGAUAACCUGGUGAUCGCCUGCGGCGGUCUGCUGCCACUGCUGGCCGCAGCCACCAGUCCCAACAGUGAGCUGGACGUUCUGGAGCCGACGCAGGGGAUGUCUGUGGACGUGGCCGUCGGCUUCCUGCACCGGCUGGUGGCGCUGGCCGACGCGCUGGUGUUCGCCAGCUGUGUCUCCUUCGCAGAGCUGGAGGUGGAGAAAAACAUGUCCAGCGGAGGAAUUCUGAGACAGUGUCUGAGACUGGUGUGCACGGCCGCCGUCCGCAACUGUCUCGAGUGUAAGGAGCGGGAGCGACUGAUGCGACAUCCGGACGUAAAACCGAACCGGACCAUCCAGCUGCUUAUCACUGGUCUGAAGAAUGUGCCCAUCCUGGCCACGCAGGCCGGUGACCCGGACGCCGUGGUGACCCCGGUCCGCGACCCGGAGAAGCUGCUGCAGGAGAUGGACGUCAACCGGCUGCGAGCCAUCGUCUACAGAGAUGUGGAGGAGACCAAGCAGGCGCAGUUCCUCUCUCUGGCGACCAUCUACUUCAUCUCUGUGUUGAUGGUGUCCAAGUACCGCGAUAUACUGGAGCCCGGUCAGCUGACCGCCGUGCGGGCAGCGGCGUUGGCGGGCGCGUCGGCCGAGCCGCCGCCGCCCCCUCCGGCCGCCGACGAGCAGCCUGUCACCGAGGUGCUUGUCGUUGACGAGGCCAACCCAUCCGUUCUAGCCAACCAGGCGGCCGCUGCGGAGCGGGCGGAGUUGGAUGGCUCGGCUCCCCCGGGCCGCGUCUCGCGCGCCUCCAGCCGGCCACCGGACGCCGAGCCGGAGACGGACGGUGGAUCUGCGCCGGCGGCCGACAGACCCCGCGGUGCGGCCGAAGAGAAGCAGUGGUCCGAUGUGCGACUGGACGAGGGCGACGGACAGACGCAGAGCGGUCCGGCUGCUCCGCUGCAGGAGAUCUCCACAGUCAGCAGCUCACCCCACUUUACGGCAGCGUCAGCGGCCAGCCAGAGCUCCCAGCCGCCCGCCACCGUACAGUCGGAGUUCCGACCCGCCCGGCCCGAGGACCUGCACAUCAAGGGCUUCGUGCAUGAGGCGCCGCUGCCGACGCCGACCCGUGAGGCGAACCUGACGCUGAAACUGGAGGUGGCGCUCAGCUCCAUCUCUCCCCUUCUUCGAGAGAUCAUGGUCGACUUCUCAUCGUUCCUCAGCAAAACGCUGAUCGGCAGUCACGGCCAGGAGCUGCUCUCCGAGGGCAAGGGCAUGGCCACGUUCAAGUCUGGCCAUUCCGUGGUGGAACUGGUGAUGCUACUCUGCUCUCAAGAGUGGCAGAACUCGCUGCAGAAACACGCCGGCCUGGCCUUCAUUGAACUCAUCAAUGAGGGGAGGCUGUUGUCUCACGCGAUGAAGGACCACAUCGUCCGCGUGGCCAACGAGGCCGAGUUUAUACUGAACAGGAUGAGGGCCGACGACGUGCUCAAACACGCAGAGUUCGAGUCGGCCUGCGCGCAGACGGUGCUCACCCGUCAGGAGGAGGAGCGGAUGUGUGACCACCUGAUCACAGCUGCUCGCCGACGAGACUCUGUCAUCGCCGGCCGGCUCAUUGAGAGGGUGCUCAACUUGGUGGCCAGCCAGCACGGCGCCUGGGGUGGCGACCCCAGCGUCCCCAGACUGAAGUUCUGGAAGCUGGACGCGUGGGAGGACGACUCUCGGCGCCGGCGGCGGCUGGUGCCCAACCCGCACGGCUCCUCGCACCCAGAGGCCACGCUGAAGGCGGCGCUCGAGCACGGAGCGCCCGAGGACGCCAUCCAGCAGGCGCAGCAGGAGUUCCACGCGCACGUGACGCUCAAACGGCGUCACCAGCAGAGCGUCACGGCCUCAGAGGACGAGUACGACGUGACGGCAGAGGAUCGUGAUAUCGACAGCGAUAUAGCUGGUCCAGUGAACAUGUCGACACCGGCCUACCUUAUGGCUCCCGGCCUGGUGGUCCCCGGUACAAUCUCCAUCACGUCCAACGAGCUGUACUUUGAGCUGGACGAGGACCACCCCGACUACCAGGCCAUCGACGCUGAGUGUGUUUUGUCGUUGCAGGUGCUGCGGUACUGUGACCACAUCCACGGCAAAUGGCACUUCACGGAGAUCCGGGCCAUCUUCUCUCGGCGCUACCUGCUGCAGAACACGGCCAUCGAGAUCUUCCUCGCCUCGCGCACCUCUGUGAUGUUCAACUUUCCCGACUCGGCGACGGUGAAGAAGGUGGUGAAGGUGCUGCCGCGGGUCGGAGUCGGCGUCAAGUACGGCAUCCCGCAGACCAGGAGAGCGUCCAUGAUGGCACCCCGCCAGCUGUUCCGGGCCUCCAACAUGGUACAAAAGUGGCAGCGACGCGAGAUCUCCAACUUCGAGUACCUCAUGUUCCUCAACACGAUCGCAGGUCGGACGUACAACGACCUGAACCAGUACCCGGUGUUUCCAUGGGUGAUCACCAACUACGAGUCGCCAGAGCUGGACCUCAGUCUGCCGAGCAACUACCGCGACCUGUCCAAGCCGGUGGGCGCCCUCAACCCGACUCGCAAGUCGUUCUUCGAGGAGCGCUACAACUCGUGGGAGCACGACCAGAUCCCACCGUUCCACUACGGUACUCACUACAGCACGGCGGCGUUCACGCUGAACUGGCUGCUCCGGCUGGAGCCGUUCACCACCAUGUUCCUGGCGCUGCAGGAGGGCAAGUUUGACCACCCCAACAGGCUCUUCUCCUCCGUGCUGCUCUCGUGGAAAAACUGCCAGCGGGACACCAGUGAUGUCAAGGAGUUGAUACCGGAGUUUUUCUACCUGCCCGAGAUGUUCAUCAACCGGUCGCAGUACAAGCUGGGGCAGAUGGAGGACGGGGUGACAGUCGACAACGUGGCGCUGCCGCCGUGGGCGCACUCACCCGAACACUUUGUCAGGACCAACCGCAUGGCGCUGGAGUCUGAGAUCGUGUCGUGUCAGCUGCAUCAGUGGAUCGACCUCAUCUUCGGCUACAAACAGCGGGGCCCGGAGGCGGUGCGGGCCACCAACGUGUUCUACUACCUGACCUACGAGGGCAACGUAGAGCUGGAGGCGCUCACCGAUCCCGUCAUGAAGGAGGCGAUCAAGAACCAGAUCCGCAGUUUCGGCCAGACACCGUCGCAGCUGCUGAUGGAGCCGCACCCGCCGCGCAGCUCGGCCAUGCACCUGUCUCCGAUGAUGUUCAGCGCGCCGCCGGAGGACGUGUGUAUGAUUAUGAAGUUUGUCAGCAACUCGCCAGUGGUCCACAUCUCUGCCAACACGUACCCGCAGCUGACGGUGCCCUCUGUGGUGACGGUCACACAGAGCCAGCAGUUCGCUAUCAACCGCUGGAACCCGCUCUUCAACAGUGAGUCGGACGGCGGCCAGUCGGCCAGUCCGCCGUACGCGGACGCCGGCACGCCGCCCAUCAGCCUGCCGCUCUCCAUGGACCCGGCGGUGUCGCAGCAGACGGGCGCCAGCCCGCCGGCGCGCCGCCACCUGGGCGACAACUUCUCGCAGCGGCUCGAGAUGCGCUACAACAGCUUCAUCACCACCGUCGACUCCAAGUUCAUCAUUGCCUGCGGCUUCUGGGACAGCAGCUUCCGGGUGUUCUCGACCGAUACGGGUCGGAUCGUGCAGAUUGUGUUCGGCCAUUUCGGCGUGGUGACGUGUCUGGCCCGCUCCGAGUGUAACAUCCUCUCUGACUGCUACGUGGCCUCCGGAGCAGAGGACUGCUCCGUCCUGCUCUGGCACUGGAACGCCAGGUCGCAGAUGCUGCUGGGUGAGUCGGACUGCGCCAGUCCUCGCGCCACGCUGACCGGCCACGAGCGGCCGCUGGUGGCGCUGGUCGUGUCGGCAGAGCUCGGCCUGGUGGUCUCGGCCGCCGCCGCCGGGCCCGUGCUCGUCCACACCACGGCCGGAGAGCUGCUGCACGCGCUGGCCGCGCCCGACGGCGCCGGGCCGCCGCAGCAUGUCUGUCUCAGCCGGGAGGGCAUGAUCGUGGCGGCGCACCAGCAGGCGGCUGUGGUCACCUACUCGGUGAACGGAGAGCGGCUCCGACACGACGUGCACACGUCCAACAUACAGUGUAUGAUUCUCUCCCGGGACGGCGAGUACAUGAUGACGGGCGGUGACCGCGGCGUGGUGGAGGUGUGGCGCACAUUCAGUCUCUCGCCGCUGUACGCCUACCCCGCCUGCGACAGCAGCGUUCGCUCCCUGGUGCUCAGCCACGACCAAAAGUUUCUGAUGGCUGGCCUGGCGACGGGCUCCAUAGUUUUAUUCCACAUCGACUUCAACCGGUGGCACCACGAGUUUCAGCAGCGGUACUGAGCGUCUCGUGCUGUCUUUUAGUCCGUGAGCGGGUGAGUGUUACGUCGUGCGUGAAAGCGUGAGCAAAGAGAGAGAGAGCAUUCCAGUCGGGGCGGGAGGGCGCCCUCUGUGAUGUGACUCGCGCGCUCCGCCCGCCCCGCCCCGGCCCGGCCAUAUUCUUAACGAACUAGUCACAGCCGUCGCCGCUGGCAGCUAGCGCGCGGGGCCGACGCGGCUGCCGCCUCCCGGUUUUGAUAGUGCGAGCUUUUUUGGCGGGCGGUGUGGCGCGUGUCGCGCCGCUGCCGCCGCCGCCCAGUGCCGUCCAAGCCCGGCGCGCGCCCGCGUCCGCGCCGGGCGUGUGCCCAGCCCAGUCCAUCCAGCGAUGCUUGCCGGCCGGCCACUCGCCGCCCCGUGUGCGCGUGCGCAGACAGACAGACCGGCCCCAGGACGGCGAGACGGAGAUGCUCAAUACAGGAUAUGCAAGAGGCGGCGCGGCCGGCGGCGCUGGGGCGUGUCGUGCGCGCGCGCCCGGCUAGCGCCGUUUACCCGCCGAGGGGUCAGCGCCCGUGUUGUUCUUGUUUUAAUUUAAUUAGUGAUUUUGAUCGAUUGCGACUGCGCGGCCCGGCCGGCGGGUGCAUGGUGGCGGGUUCAUUUAUGCGCUGUCGGCGGCUGUUGUGUGCCUGCGGCGGGCAGGCGGCGCCCACUGUAUACUCUGUGACACGCCCCGAGCACUGAAUAUACGGCUGAGCUGGU
This is a messenger RNA of Amphibalanus amphitrite, 10195 nucleotides long. RefSeq names its product neurobeachin-like. The transcript has 51 exons. NCBI's taxonomy places the organism in Eukaryota, Metazoa, Arthropoda, Thecostraca, Balanomorpha, Balanidae. Gene Ontology annotation, cellular component: cytosol; membrane. Gene Ontology annotation, molecular function: protein kinase binding. Gene Ontology annotation, biological process: intracellular protein localization. The coding region runs from base 467 to 9463 and encodes 2998 amino acids. The record is from RefSeq and is a predicted model, not a curated record.